Penicillium waksmanii is the source of this 3039-nucleotide messenger RNA. RefSeq names its product F-box/WD repeat-containing protein. Lineage: Eukaryota; Fungi; Ascomycota; Eurotiomycetes; Eurotiales; Aspergillaceae. The transcript has 3 exons. Gene Ontology annotation, biological process: ubiquitin recycling; proteasome-mediated ubiquitin-dependent protein catabolic process. The record is from RefSeq and is a predicted model, not a curated record. Gene Ontology annotation, molecular function: ubiquitin binding. Gene Ontology annotation, cellular component: nucleus; cytoplasm. Bases 1 to 3039 code for a protein of 1012 amino acids.
AUGGACGAACACGAGAAAGAUGAUAUCGCCCAGGGCCCAUCAAACAGCGCCCUCGGCCAGUUCUCUUUCGCCCCAACCACCCGCACCACCGUCGUGACCACCACCACCACAACCACCACUGCAUUCCCUCCUCUCAUUUUCCGACCGCCACGCGCCACCAAGGAUCUGGAUACCCGGCAAUAUCCCCUCGCCGCCUCACCCACCCCGGCCGCUUUGAGAAACCUCAGGUUCAAGAUCGGCGAUCAGUCCAUUGUAUUCAACGAGCCAGAAGAUACCAACGCGACUGCAACCGAAUUGAGAGAAAAGAAUGAGGCCCUACAAUCUUCCAACGGCCUGAUCCGCUCAAUCAACUCCUUCAGCUCCGAGGAUAAUGGCGUACCGCGACGCCUCGCUCCUCCACGAUCCGUGACUCGGCUUCGUCAGCCCAACCCCCAAAAUCGACCCGUCUCUCCCGUCUCUAUUCCAGAUCCCCGCCCGGCGAUUUUGCCUCGUACCCGCGCACCUCGAAAUCUUUCCGAGCCUGUUGCACGGCGCACUCGUCAUAGUGCCGCGACUCAUCUUUCACCGGCUGGUCUGGCCACCCCGGAUGCUGAACACAACCCCAGUAGUCUCGAGGAAGGCCCGGCCCCGAGACAAAGAAUGCACAGCGUGACCAUCCCUAGGAAAGAAACACUGCUGAAGUCUCCCCUCUCCGCCGAUGCUGGGCCCUCAAGUACUUUGCAACGCCCUAGUCUAACGUCAGUACCGUCAACUCAGACCGAUACCAGUGGGAAUAAUGUAUCAGAGCCGUCUCCCUUUGAGCAACCCUCUUUCGGUGGCUCUUCUGGGGACAUCUCUCAGCGGAGAUCGGAACCCCCAUCACAGCUAUCGGCUAUUGAUAGUGCGAUGGCUCAAGAUAUGUGCUUGCCCAGUCCAAGUCUGUCACCGGUGACCGCCAUGAACGCUCUGCAUGGAGAAUCUUCUUUCGAUUCCGAAGAUACGGAUUCGAGCCUAGACCACAAUCUUCCCCGCCAGACGAAAGCGAUGCGUCUUUCUGGAAUCGAUCCUUAUUCUAACGACCCUUCGAUGUUCUCGUCUCGGUCUCCGUCAUCUCUUAUGGAUAUGCCCAAGGUGUUGGAAUUCUUUGACACCGUGCCCGAAGAGCUGAAAACAUAUAUGAUGUAUCAGUUUCUUCGACGUUGCCCUAAGCCCACGCUCCACUUCGUGGCCGAUGUGGUGAAUCCAACCCUCAAGUGCGACUUCCUCGCUCUCCUUCCCCUGGAGCUCAGCCUGAAUAUUGUCAAGUACUUUGAUGUACAGACAAUGUGUCGUGCCGCCCAGGUCUCCAAGAGAUGGCGCCAUAUCAUCAAUUCCGAUGAAAAGACUUGGAAAGAACUUUUGGACCAAGAUGGGUUCGUUCUUUCGGAAGGCGAGCUAGAGCGAGCUAUUCGCGAAGGAUGGGGAUGGCAGUGCAGCAGUCCAGAUGAUUUCGAAAGAGACCUCAGUCUCCUGACCUCCUCCAAGGGGGAGCAGGAGAUGUCCCCGGUCGCUUCUUCGUCGACUGUUGUUGACAGAGCGCCUCUGUCAUCUUUGGCACUAAACAGACGACCCAAGCGGAAAGCCAAUACCCGCGCGUCGAGUCGGAAGUUGUCAAAGCGAAAAAUUUCUUCCAGUGGAACGGAUCAUUCCGAGCCUGACUGGAAGAGAGAGAUCGCUUCCUCCGAGGCUCCUUAUGCUGCAGCAAAUGCUGCCGCGGCUGCCAUCCCGUACCCCGAAGUUGGUCUUCCGGCGCUCCGAGGCUUGUAUCUCUACAAAGCCCUCUACCGUCGGCAUCAUGCUAUCCGCAGAGGUUGGAUGAAACCAGCGGUCAAGCCUCAACACAUUGCCUUCCGCGCCCACGAUCGUCACGUUGUUACUUGCUUGCAGUUUGAUACGGACAAGAUUCUUACGGGCAGCGAUGAUACGAACAUUAAUGUGUACGAUACCAAGACCGGAGCUCUGAAGGCCACACUCGAGGGCCAUGAAGGUGGUGUUUGGGCACUCGAGUAUCAUGGCAAUACCUUAGUCUCCGGGUCCACAGAUCGUUCUGUGCGAGUUUGGGACAUCGAGCACGCUCGAUGCACUCAGGUUUUCCAUGGCCACACCUCGACCGUGCGUUGCCUUCAAAUUGUCCUUCCCACCGAGAUAGGUAAAGAUGCGAACGGCGAGCCUGAAAUCAUGCCCAAGACUCCAUUGAUCAUUACUGGAUCUCGUGAUUCGAACUUGCGAGUGUGGAAGCUUCCCAAACAAGGCGAUCCGUCCUAUUACCCGAGUGGGCCGGUACUGGACGACACGGAUUGCCCUUACUUCCUUCGCGUGCUCUCUGGUCACACCCACUCCGUUCGAGCAAUCGCAGCUCAUGGUGAUACUUUGGUCAGCGGAAGUUACGAUUGCACCGUCAGAGUGUGGAAGAUUUCCACUGGGCAAGUCUUGUAUACCUUGCAAGGCCACUCAAUGAAGGUGUACAGCGUGGUGCUAGAUCCAAAGCGAAACCGCUGCAUCAGUGGUGCGAUGGACCACAUGGUAAAGGUGUGGUCCCUGGAUGAUGGCUCUUUGCUCUACAAUCUUGAAGGCCACACCUCUCUCGUCGGUCUUCUUGCUUUACAAAAUGACUACCUCGUCUCGGCCGCCGCCGACUCCACACUCCGGAUUUGGGACCCCGAACACGGCCACUGCAAGAGCAUGCUAAGCGCACACACUGGGGCGAUCACAUGUUUCCAACAUGACGGACAAAAGGUCAUUUCUGGAUCAGAUCGCACUUUGAAGAUGUGGGAUGUCGGCAAUGGUGCUUGCGUUCGAGAUCUUCUGACCGAUCUAAGCGGUGUUUGGCAAGUCAAAUUCAACGACCGACGAUGUGUUGCUGCUGUUCAACGUGAUAGCCUGACCUACAUCGAGGUUCUUGACUUCGGUGCUUCUCGAGAUGGCGUGCCCGAGAACAAACUCGGCAAGCGGGUAGCGGUGAACCGCCGCGGACGAGAAAUUGCCCCCACCAGCAUCGACUCCGACUCCGAAUCGGACUGA